CAAUUCACGACAAUUUCGGACUGCAGAUUAUCAUUCUGAAAUGAUCAUAUGACCUAUUGUAUGCUGAGUAUAAGCAAAGUGAGAAAUGGUAGUCGCUAAACAGUUGAACGGAAUGCUGGGGAUAGGACCCGCGAUUUAUUUUCUAACUUUAAUGUCUUGAUGGUCGACUCAGCAGUAAGAAGGAGAACCAAGUAUUAGACUUGAAAAUCCUUCAUUCAUAUGUAAAUAAUGAAAUUGCAUUUGUGAUGCUUUUUGUACAAAACUUAUUUCGAGCUUCCGUUCGGUUGCACUUUGGAAACCGAGGACUGGUCAAAGAGGCCAACGACCUUUCGUUUCCCUCUGCGUGCCAACCGGUAAAGAAAAAGCGAAGGAAAGACAAUUGCAUCGGUCACGAACUUGAUCAUCAACACUCCCGAAAACUUCAGCAAUAGCGGUACGACGAUGGUGAUAUUUCUUAUAAUCGAAUUGCUGUUUUUAUCGACUUCCUCCUUGUUCGUGGCUCCCGAUUCUUCUUUGGAAGCUAGUGGAUCCGGCACCGAAUCAUCCGUGGUCAUUCGCAGGUGAGAAAAUUGCAAAGGACUUUUCGGUAUCGUCGAGAAACUAGGUUGUGAUUCCAGCUUGGUUGUUCCUCCGGGGAGAAUCCUUCUCGUCGUCGGUCUGGACAGGGAAGAAAAAGAUCGUGCUUCCUCGCACCAUAUAAAGGCGAGAAACAAAUAUAGAGAGAGCGAAUAUCGGAACAUGGUCGUUGUUGCAUGUUUUCCUAUUUUUGAUCAAACUGUGGUGUUUUGCGGACAAACCGCAAAAUCGUUUUGAAAGAAUGCUGUAUUCGAGUUUUUCAUGCCAAACAAAAACCUGUCAUCCUGAAACGGGAAUGUUCCUCACUGAGUUCAAACAUACGUACUAUGCACUAACUUUUUGAAAAAGCGUGUCGCAAGAUCCGAGUUUUGAAGCCAAGACAGGUUGUGACUUCAACAAAGAAGGCGCGGAACAGAAAUAAAAGAAGGUCUGAAUUCCGCGCGAAUCAAAGAGUAAUAAUGAAGCUACCUAAUCUACAUUAUAAAGUAUGUAUCGUAGGGUAUGAUGAUGAUCCAAUUCCAAGCCAGAAGCCAGCCUAUUCAAUUUAUUGCACGAAUACUUAUCUUAGUGUCUCAGUUCGCCCAGCGCGCGAACGAUUGCUUCGUAGGGUAUUUAUACUUGCCCAGUAGGUGCCGUACCAUGUUCACGACGGAGUGAAACUUUCACUCCGGCCAAUCAUUUCAUUGACAGUACAACUUCGUACACUCUGUACAACAGAACAAAACAGUACAGUAUGGUGCGGUUAUUUUACUGCUUGCAAACUCGGAAUGCCAGCACACAGAAAUCAAACAAAAAAGAUCACAAGAAAAAGCGAUCACAAAGCAUGUCAAGCAAGCUCUUUCUUGGUACUCGUACUUCGUUCUAUAUUCUCCAACGAUUUGUUGAGUCCACCGUACACGUAAACCCUAGCUCAGUAAAAUCAAAGGAAUACAAACAAAGCAAUCAUAUUUCCUUAUUAGAGCAAAAAAUACCAUUGCGCAAAUGAGUCAUAGUCCGAAUUUCUCCUCGGUUGCCGGUUCUCCGAAUCGCCCGGCAGCUCCGUUCGACAGCGAUGGGGAAUCGAUUAUGGUGAAUUCCACGAAGUAAGUACGCGUGGUUUGUGUCAGAGAAGUCGGAUUGAAUAAUUAGAAGAUCGGGCUGGCUCUAUUGUAUGAAUCCGCCCAAGGAACUCGGCUAAGCUUCUUACUUUCGAUUGCUUUGCAGGUCAGAUUUUUUGGAGCAAAGCAACGACUUCAUCAGCCAUCUCUCCAGCGCAUCUUGGAUUGCAAUAGACGAAGAAAUGACCGGAAUUCAGUUGCCUCCCGGAGAAUCCAAGGGGAUCUCCAAACAAGACACACCUGCCGAUCGGUACCCUACCUUAAAGCAGGUGCCUGAGCGAUAUUCCAUCAUUCAGUUUGGCAUUUGUUUGUUCGAACACAAAUCUUCUUCGGAAACUGAGACUUCCGAUGCCGCUUCGUUUCACGUCCGAAGAUACAAAUUCACACUUUUUCCUCCGGAUGAAAGAACUUCUAGAGAGAUCACGCUCAGUCCAUCGAGCAUCCACUUCUUGUUGCAAAACAACAUGGACCUGAACUUGUGGGCGCGAGAGGGAGUCCCCUUUUGCACACAAGACGGAGCCGCACGAUUCGUUGAGAAAUUUCUGAAGCACCACGAAGAGGUCGAAAGUGCAUCCAAUACCACGCCAGCGAAACCACACCGCAAGGUAGUUCUGACAAAAGACGACGAUAAGGAAUUCCACGCAAGAGUCAUGUCUAGUUUGCGGGAGUGGCUGGACGCACCCAUACCCGGUGCAGGCACACAAGGGGCAGAAGGCAUUAGUUUCUUGCUCCCGAGAUGCAAUUCCUUUUUGCGCCGGUCGCUUUACGAGUCUAUUGAACGAGACUAUCCUUACCUGAUAUUAGAACGUCAUAACAACGAUCAAAUCCGUGUCUGGAGGUGCACCAGCGAAGAGAGGGCGAGGCGUAACCAGCGCUUGUUGGUAGAAGGGUACAGCAAAUUGGUGCAAGAAAAAAUUGGUGCGCAACGUAUCUUUCUGGCCCUGACAAAGGCAUGCAGCGGCGAGCCGAUUCGUACCAGAACAGAGCACAUAAUUUUGGCGCCCGAUGCAAACGAGGCUGUAAUGGAUUUUAGUCCGGGAAAACGUCUCUCGAACCGAAAGAUUCCCCUCGUCGUGCACAAUGGGUUGAUGGACAUCCUGUUUCUCAUGACGCACUUCCAUGCGCCAAAACUCCCCGAGACCUGGAGGGACUGCAAAAGUCUGGUCCAUUCGUAUUUCCCGUUGAUCUACGACACAAAAAUCAUGGCCCUGGAUUACUGUUCGUCAACGGGUCGCACGCGUCUUGACGAUGUUUACGAACAGGCGGUCGCAAGCCACCCGCACUGGAAAAACCGCAUAUUCAGUCUCAAUGGACAAGCCCAACUCGACAAACAGUCCCACGAUGCCGCGUACGAUGCCUACAUGACGGGGGUCGCCUUUUGUGCACUUUCGUACGGUAUACAAGACGAGUGCAAAAUUCCCCCGGUUGACGCAAGCUCCGAGUUUGCACUCUGGGAUUGCAGCACCGAAGACUUUAGCUUUUCUAGAAGCAUGUACGGGAGGAACAAACUCUACUUUCAUUUAUCGCCGUAUACGAUCGACCUCGAGUCUCCCGAGCUGGAUCCGCUCGGAAGGGGAAUGUCCCACGAAUCUACGUUUCUCGUGUCCGACAUUGACCCAUCUGUCUCGUCGAGGGAUAUUGCCAACUGUCUCUCCCGACUGUACGAUUCGAGCAACCAGCGGGUCAACUUUGAUGUCAUUUGGGUGAACGACACCACGUUUAUCGUCGGCGCACAAAUUGUGAGCCUGAUCGAGGACCCCGAACGAUUCGAAGAACACGGGUGGUUGAUUCUUGAAGCUCUGAGAAACCGAUUCAACAAGAACGAAACAAUAAAGUCGCUUCGUUCCGUCACCGAGAAAGCUCCGAACACGAUUUGGAAUCUCUGGGGACUCUUGGGAAACAGCAGCAAGAGCGGCGAGGAAAGCAGUGAAUCGGAAGGAGAUCCUCGGCCGCGAAAGAGAGCACGCCGCUCGUAGGAGGACUUUCGGAGAUGGUUGUUUGCUUCGGACGAUGAAACUUUUUGAAGUUUUGCCUUUCGGACGAGCUAAGUCGUCAUGUCGCUCGAUUGCUCACCGGCUAAUCACUGAUCGAAAUGAUGAACGAGGAUCAUAGCUUGUUUGUCGUUAUAGUAUACGAUACUUUCAGCCCAAAAAAUAUCCUCUAAAUUUAAGAUUGGUGGGAUCGCUCGAAAGGUGUGUGUUGAAAUUUCAACAGAAACUAGGCUGAAACGGUAUGUGAUGUCUGCUUACUUACAAAAGUAAUAGAAUGGAUUUUGUUGUACUGCUAUCAAAAAUAGAGUAAUGCAACCAUUUGAAAACUAGGAAUAGGGUACCAAACUCUCCUUGCUACUGCACGAUCGAGUUACCGGCUUGAGACGUAACAUACGGUUUGUACAACUGUAUCGUACACGUCUUAAUAAAAAUGAAACGGUAGGUACGUACUUACGGUAAUUGGAGAAAAAGAAUUUUUGGAAAAGUGUCGCAGUGGUGGUGCGAUCCAAUCGAAUCCUCGCAGAUUAGAUG
Molecule: messenger RNA, 4195 nt
Organism: Pseudo-nitzschia multistriata
Lineage: Eukaryota; Bacillariophyta; Bacillariophyceae; Bacillariales; Bacillariaceae
Source: the annotation of a GenBank genome assembly